CCUCUUCGCAUUCGCAUCCCCCUCUUCUCUCUCUCUUCCCCUUGUGCCGGUGCCUCUGCUUCUCUCCUGCGCAGCCUUUUUCGCUUCUCGCUCCUUCCUUUCUCUCUCUAAAAAAGUGGUUUUCAGCUGGGAUUCUCACCUCUUUCUCGAAGCUCCUGGGCUUCUGUUGCCGGUCCUGACCCCGCGGAGGGCUCGGGGGGGCGCCGAGACGCCGCCCGCUCCGGCGGAUCUGAGGAACCGGCGAGGCUGGUUCGCCUCUGGUUCCUCGUAAACUUGAUUGACCGGGAAACACACUGAAGAAGAGUUUGUUGGCAACAUAUAUUCUCCUGAAGCUGUUUUGAAGUUUGCUGAUAGGAAUCAUGGGCGCGCUCUGCGAUUUCUGCGGGGCACAGAGGUCCAUGGUUUACUGCCGAUCAGAUGCAGCAUCCUUGUGUUUAUCAUGUGACCGUAAUGUUCAUUCAGCUAAUGCUCUUUCUCGGCGCCAUACAAGGACCCUUUUAUGUGAUCGGUGUGCUUCACAGCCUGCUAUGGUCCGCUGUCUAGUGGAGAAUGCCUCGCUUUGCCAAAAUUGUGAUUGGAAUGGCCACAGUGCAGGAUCCUCAACUGCCGGACACAAAAGGCAGACUAUAAAUUGUUACUCAGGGUGUCCAUCAUCUGCUGAACUUUCUAGAAUCUGGUCCUUCGUUUCAGAUAUUCCUAAUGUAGCACCUGAGCCCAACUGCGAGCAAGGAAUCAGCAUGAUGAGUAUUAGCGACAGUGGUGUCAGUAAUCAAGACAAUGCUGCAGGGGACAAUAAUUUGUUAGAUAUGGCUAGUGCAACACUUAUGAGUGAUCUUGAUACUUGUGACAAGCCUUUGGUAGGCUCCUCUUCAGGAGCUGGAGUAAAUCUCCUUCCACUUGCUACUGAUCAGGCAGCUGGAUCUGUGGAUUCAACAACACCUAAGGUGCCCUAUACGCCAGAUAAAGAUAUGUUCAGCAAGGACAGCAUAUAUGAAGAUUUUUGUGUGGAUGAUGUUGACCUUGCAUUCGAAAAUUAUGAAGAAUUAUUUGGUACCUCUCAUAUUCAAACAGAGCAACUCUUCGAUGACGCUGGAAUCGACAGUUACUUUGAAGUGAAUGAAGUGCCUGCUGGGAAUUCUACCGAGCAGCCCAAGCUGGUGCAGCCUGCGAAUAGCAAUGCGGUAUCUGCUGACUCUGGGAUGUCGAACCCAGGAGUGAAAGGUGAUUCUAGUGUUUGCAUCCCUGCAAGGCAGGCUAGGUCCAGUCUGUCUCUUUCCUUUUCUGGUUUGACUGGUGAGAGCAGUGCUGGAGAUCAUCAAGAUUGUGUGGUAUCAUCACUGCUCCUUAUGGGUGAGCCUCCUUGGCAGGCUCCUGGCCCUGAGAGUUCCACUCCUGGAGGUAGCAGAGACAGUGCUAUCACACGGUACAAGGAGAAGAAGAAGAGAAGAAAGUUCGACAAGAAGAUCAGGUAUGCUUCUCGCAAGGCUAGGGCAGAUGUGAGAAAGAGGGUGAAGGGACGGUUUGUUAAGGCUGGCGAAGCAUAUGACUAUGAUCCUCUCAGCCAAACAAGGAGUUACUGAAGCAUAUGACCUUUAUCCGGUGUUAGAUUAGCAAACUUAAACCAAAGCUUGUUGCAGCUGGCACAACACAAAAGCAUCUGAUACUCCAAGCAAUUGGGCAAGAUAAGUGCCUUUGAAUGAAAAGGAAAAAAUGAAAGCAGUCAGCAAGACAAAAAAGAAGUGAAAAAUAUUUGGAUGUUUCAGAAGUUUUUUGGAUGCACUUCCUCCUUUUUCUCCUGUACAGUGGAUGGAGUUUGCAUCUUCCGUUUCUUUUUGGGGGAGCGAUUUGAGUCACUCUUCACCCUUUUGUGAAUUAGACUGGAUACGACUAAACAGACUCUUGUUGCAUUUUGAUCUCCAUUGUGCUGGCUGUGUGGCGUUGGUCCGCAUAGCCUUGCUGCGAUGUUUUUGGCUGUGUUCUUCCUGAUUAGACACUGUAGACCUGACCCGUGAAAUUUCCUGCGGUACUUUGUUUAUUAUUAUGAUGUAAACUUUGCUUGGAUCUGGAAUCUUUCUGCUAUUAUGAAUGAGUAAAUACCAGGCCGGAGAAAAACUGGUGGUGAGUUUGAUCUUUUUUA
Messenger RNA from Setaria italica (foxtail millet), 2137 nucleotides. Its product is annotated as zinc finger protein CONSTANS-LIKE 9. Gene Ontology annotation, molecular function: zinc ion binding; protein binding. The transcript has 5 exons. The record is from RefSeq and is a predicted model, not a curated record. NCBI's taxonomy places the organism in Eukaryota, Viridiplantae, Streptophyta, Magnoliopsida, Poales, Poaceae. Bases 360 to 1580 code for a protein of 406 amino acids.